AUGUCACGUCGUAAACAGACGAAUCCAAGAGCUAUAAAACGUGAUGUAUCGAAAGAUGAAGAUGAAAAUGCUAUACCGAUUGCUAAAAAACUAGCGACAGAAUCAAUUCGAUCAGAUAGUAUUGAUUCAACAAUAACAACUGAAGAUGAACAAAAACCUUCAUCAAUUAAAUGUGAUAGUUGUCAAGAAACAUUUCUAACUAGUGAACUAUUUAAUCAACAUCGUCUUUAUCAAUGUACUUUUCUCACCGAAGAAACUAAUAGCGAUGAAAGUCGAACUUCAUCAUAUGAUGAAUAUGCUAAUCAAAUAGAUAAAAUACCUUAUGGAACAAACCAAAAUGACGAUUAUCCACAUCAAUGCUCGUAUUGUAAUAAAUCAUUUGCAAAUAUGGCUCUUUUACUUAAACAUGAACAAGUUCAUGUUGAAUUGAUGCCAUUUCGAUGUAAAGGAUUUAAACAUCGUCGUAGUUUAAAUCGUCAUUCAAAAUUACAUACAGGUGAACGUAAAUUUAAAUGUACAUUAUGUGAAAGUACAUUUGCACGUUCUGAUCAUCUUAAAGCACAUAUUCGUACUCAUAAUAAUCAUAAUCAUAAUCAUAAUAAUUUAAUAACAAUUGAUAAAACAAUGAAUAUUGAUUUUCAAUUAAAAUCUUCUUUAAAUAAUACAAAAAGUAAUUUUGAAGAACAUCGUUUAUCAUUUGAUAAUAAUAAAAUAACUAAAGAUGAAAAUAAAACUGAACAUUGUCCACAUUGUCCACGAAUUUGUCUUGGUGAAGAUAGUUUAAGAUUUCAUAUACAAAAUGAACAUAAUCAAAAUAUUGAAAAAGAAUCAACUAUAAAUCAAUCGAAAACUGAAUCUCUAUCACCAUCAUUAUCAGAUACAUAUUGUCAUUUAUGUAAUGCAAAAUUUAAUAAUCGUGAAAAUUAUUUUGCACAUAUACGUUGUACACAUCCACCAUUUCAAAAACAACUUGAUCAAAUAUCUUUAUUUCAAAUAUCAUCAUCAAAAAAACAACAACAAGAUGUAAAUGAUGAUUCAUUAUUAAAUGAAUAUGCACUGAUUGAAAAGAUUAUAUGGUGUGAAAAAUGUAAACGUUCAUUUGAUUCUAUGACGAUUUAUUUACAACAUUAUUCAAUACAACAUUGUUUACAAAUUAUAAAAUGUCUUCAAUGUCAAGAUAUAUUUGAAACAAUUGAAUUAUUUUUUAAUCAUAUUGAAAGAAUACAUCCAUCUAAAACUGUUGAAACAUUUAAAUGUAAAUUAUGUAAUGCAACAUACAAAAAUCGUACCGAUUUUCUGCAUCAUAUUGAAACGAUUCAUAAAUCAUGUUUAUAUCCAUGUUCAUUAUGUUCAUGUCAAUUAAAUUCAACUGAUGAAUUAAUUGAUCAUUUAAAAUUUAUUCAUAAAAUAAAUAAUAAUAUUGAUAUACAUAUAAAUCAUCAUCGUCCAUCAUUUAAUACAUUAUUUUCAUGUAGUUUUUGUUCGAAAAAAUUUAAUUCAAGAUUUGAUCUUAAUCAACAUGUUUUACAUGAACAUAAUGAUGAACAACAAGAUAUGAAAUCAGAUUGGCAACAAAAUGAAAAGAAAUCAUCUACACCAUCUUCAUCUGACGUCAUAUGUUCUCUAUGUGAUUUAACCUUUUCUUCUGAAUCACUUUUAUUAGAACAUAAUAAACAUACUCAUCGAUCAUCAUCAAUAUCAUCAAUAACGCCAUCAUUCAAAUGUACUUACUGUCAUGCAUUAUUUACAUCUCGUGCACAACUUGAUCGUCAUUCUCGUAUUCAUAUAGCAUCAUCAGGCAAUAAUUUAAAAUGUAAUAUAUGUGAUCGACUUUUUUCAACAAUUGAUAUUCUUUCUGAACAUAAAUUGUCACAUUGUAAAGCAACAACAUCAAAUAUUUGUUCAUAUUGUCAUCAAACAUUAAAUAAUCAAGAUGAUUAUAUACAUCAUUUAUAUGAACAUAAUCAACAAUAUAAUUUAAAAACUAAAACAAAAUUAUUUACAAAUAAUAAUGAUAAUAUUCCAUUAGCUAUUGCAUGUAUUGUAUGUAAACAAUCAUUAAUAAAUGAACGUGAAAUUAUUUUACAUGCAAAAUUUCAUUUAACAAAUAAUUCAAAUAAAAAAUCAUCAAAAAUAAUUUUGACAAAAGAAAGUUCAUUAACAAUGAUGACUAUUCAAUGUAAUCGAUGUCAUCGAUCUACAAGUACAAAUCGAGAUUUUUUAUUAGAACUUCCAUCGUUUGAUAUCAAUUGUUUUAAUUGUAUUGAAAAAGAUUUAAAAUCUACAGAUCCGCAUAUGAUACCAGAAAUUGAUAGUACAUCAACAUCACUUUGUUGUCCAAAAUGUCAAAAUGAUGUACAAUUUGAUACUAUUAAAACUUAUCAACAACAUUUUACAUCUGUUCAUUUACCAAAGCAUUCUAAUGAAGAAUAUCAUUGUCUUAAGUGUAAUCAAAUUGUUUCAUUACGUGAACAUAUAUUUCAACAUCAAAUUAAAAAAUUCUCAUUAACAAGUGGUUUUCUUAUUGAUAGUAUUGAUUCGUCUAUAAUAAAUUCACAUAGUUCAUCUUCAUCUCCAAGUGUACAUUAUUGUUAUUUAUGUCGAACAAAUUUUGAUACAGCUAUUAAAAUGCAUAUACAUCUUAUUGAACAUCAAUAUCCAAACCAUGAUUAUCAAUGUAGUCUUUGUGAACAAUCAACAUUUGAUGAUGCAUCACAACUUUAUCAUCAUAUGGUGCAACAUGGUUCAAAAGCACGAUUACAUCCAUGUCGACAAUGUGAUGUUUAUUUUAUGUUUUCAAUGCAUCUUAUUAAUCAUCAAUAUAGUCAUACAGAUAAUACAUUAUUAACAAAAUCGAAUGGUCCAUUGAUAAAUUCAAAAUUAUCGAUAAAAUCAAAUUUUAUAACAAAUGAAGAUCAUAAACAAUCGAAUGAUGAUGAUGAUGAUAUAUCAUGUAAAUCUAUUAUGACAAGAUCAUCUACAAAAGGAACAUGCCGCUCAGUAGUUGUCAGUUAA
Molecule: messenger RNA, 3015 nt
Organism: Rotaria sp. Silwood2
Lineage: Eukaryota; Metazoa; Rotifera; Eurotatoria; Philodinida; Philodinidae
Source: the annotation of a GenBank genome assembly